Cryptosporidium muris RN66 is the source of this 2217-nucleotide messenger RNA. RefSeq lists its product as uncharacterized. NCBI's taxonomy places the organism in Eukaryota, Apicomplexa, Conoidasida, Eucoccidiorida, Cryptosporidiidae. The record is from RefSeq and is a predicted model, not a curated record. The transcript has a single exon. The coding region runs from base 1 to 2217 and encodes 738 amino acids.
AUGGGUAAACUUGAUGUUAAAUUACUAAGUUUUAUUCUAAUAGCAACUAUACUACUGUUAUUAAAUCCUAUAAAUAGUCAAGUUGUAUCAGAUAUUAUAUACAAUGAUAAUAAUAUAGAAAAUAAAGAUUUAGAUAUUGAAUAUGAGGAAAAAGGUCACAGUAAUAAAGGAAUUACUAAGAAGAGAAUUCAACAAUUUGAAAGACUUAUUCAGGGAUCCAAAUAUCAAGAUGAAUAUGAUUCUGGUUCAGCUGAAAGUAUUCAUAAUAUAACUUUAACAUCACCAUAUAAAGAGAAAUUAACAUAUAAUAUUACUGAAGAGCAUGAAACUGGGAAUGAAAAACUAUCUGAAUCUAUUUCAACCAGUGAACUGAACAAUUUAGAAGAAUUGAACUCUAUUAAAGAAGAAUUGAAUAAUGAAAUUAUUUCUAGAGAGAUAGAUAAUAGAGAAAUUGAAAAUCAAGAUAUGUAUAAACCAAGUUCUGAAAAAGAAGAAGUGGUUGCUAGUGUUAACUCAAAAAAUCGGAAGAAAAGAUCCAAGAAUUCAUCUAAGUCUAAGAGAUGCUUGAAUAGGCGAAAUAAGAAAAAAAAGGUGGAAUUUAUACCAAAUACGCAAGAUGUUACUCAAGAAUCUCCUAUAUACCAAAGUCCAGUUGAAGAUAUUAAUGAUAAUCAACAUAAUGAAAAUGAUAUAUCUGUAGAAUAUUAUACAGAUCCUUCACCAUUUGAAAUACUAGAGGAGCUAGCAUCUGAUAUGCCUUUAUUAAAUGAAAAUUCUACAUUUAAAGAGUUUAAUAAAAGUGAAUAUUUUGUGGAUGAAAAUUUAUCUAAUGAAGGUUCAAGAACAAAUGAAACUAAAGAAUAUAUAAUACCUGAUAGUAAUUAUUCAAAUAUUAAUUCUAAACAAGUUUUUAGAAAAUUUCCAUGGCCACCUAAAAAAAGUGAUAUAGAAUUAGAAGUUAGUUCAGAUAUUAAACAAGAUCAAUCUAAUUCUGAUAUAUCUAAUUUUGAAACUGAAAAUUCCCAAGAAUUAUCUUUAAAUGAGAUGGAAUAUUUAUCUAAUCAUAUUACUGAUAAAGCACAUAAUUCUUAUAUAACACCUAAUUUUGAUACAUCUAAUUCUGAUAUAUCUAAUUUUGAAACUGAAAAUUCCCAAGAAUUAUCUUCAAAUGAGAUGGAAUAUUUAUCUAAUCAUAUUACUGGUAAAACAUAUAAUUCAGAUGUAACAUCUAAUUUUGAUAUAUCUGAUUCUGAUAAAUCUAAUUUUGAAGUUGAAAAUACCCAAGAAUUAUCUUUAAAUGAGAUGAAAUAUUUAUCUAAUAUUACUGAUGAAACAUAUAAUUCUGAUAUAACAUCUGAUUUUGAUACAACUCAUUUUGAAACUGAGAAUUCAGAUAUUUAUUCAGAUUGUGACUCAAAUUUAUCAACAAUAUAUUCGGAGGGAAUAAGAGAUGAACAUAUAGAUAAACAAGACAUUCCUAUUAGAGUGAAGACCCCAGGAAAGUUACAAAGAAUCUGGCAAAAAAUUAAAGAUUUUUUUACUCCAAAUUUAUCCCAAAAAAGUACAUAUAUUGGUAAAUCUUGUCACAGAAGAUCUAAAACUCCUAAAUAUACACCAGGGUAUAUUCCAAAAUUAUAUCAAAUAUCGAGAAAUUUACCACUUAAUUGUUUUAAUACUAAUCAAGAAGUACUUUCUAGAUUAAAUAUUGAGAAUUCUAAGAUUUCUCAUGCACUUAAACUUAUUAAUAAUUCUUUAAUUCCUAUUGCAAAAAUGGCAGAAACUUCACAUAACUUUAUUACUAGUAGAUGGGCAAAAAAUAUUAAAAGAAAGGUAGAAACUCUAAAAAGUCUGUUUAUCAAGUUAGAAGAGAGAGUAAAUAUAAUGAGUAAAUAUGGUACAGUAUCAGGUGAAUAUGAAGCUUUAGUCCAGGAACUUGAUGACUUAACAAUAAUGUUAUAUUUUGUAACUAACCAAUAUUCAGAACCGAAAUCUUUUCAAAAAUAUAUCAAGGAAUUGAUUAGGUAUCCAGAAGUAGUAACUAGUAAGACAGAGAAUUUUAUAAAUGCAAUUAAAAGAAGCAAAAAAAGUAUAAGAUAUAAGAAAAAUAGGGAUAUUUUUAUUAAUGAGUAUAGAGAAACUAAAGAUGAAUAUGAUAGACAAGUUAAAGAACUUAAGGAACGUCUACCAUUUAUUAGAAAGAGAUUCAGUUACUUGUAA